Molecule: messenger RNA, 1614 nt
Organism: Paraphaeosphaeria sporulosa
Lineage: Eukaryota; Fungi; Ascomycota; Dothideomycetes; Pleosporales; Didymosphaeriaceae
Product: cytochrome P450
Exons: 1
Coding region: 1-1614 (537 amino acids)
Molecular function (GO): oxidoreductase activity, acting on paired donors, with incorporation or reduction of molecular oxygen; heme binding; monooxygenase activity
Source: RefSeq, a predicted model, not a curated record
AUGGCGACAGAAUCCAUAUUGCUGUCACCUUAUUUGUGGCUGUCGCUCCUGGUUAUACUCCCAGCUGCUACACUCCUCCAUGAUGCCUGGAUAUGGUAUCGAAUGCCCCCUGGACCAACACCACUUCCCUUUAUAGGCAACAAACAUCAGCUCCCAAAAUCGCAGCCGUGGCUACAGUUCCAGAAGUGGUCGAAACAAUACGGUCCAAUCUUCACAAUAUGGAUCGGAAGGAAACCAACAGUUAUUGUUUCAGAUCCGGUGGUGGCGGCUGAGCUAAUGGAGAAGAGGAGCACGAAGUACUCUUCGAGGCCACGUAUGGUGGCCAUGGGCGAAAUACUUUGGGACGGUGCGAGUAUUUUGGUCCAACCUUAUGGAAAAGAAUGGAGUAUAAGGAGGAAGCUUCUGCACCAGGCUAUGACGCCAAAGGCACUCAGGCUGUACAAACCUACCCAGACUGCUGAGGCCUCGCGUUUGUGCUAUCAGCUUCUCGAAACGCCAGAUAGCUGGGAAAAACUUCUCGAGCGUUUCACUUCGAGUAUCGUCUUCGCUGUGGCAUACGGUCACCGCAUCGACUCUCUGAACGCCGAAGUCAUCCGUCAACGCUUCAAAUUCAUGCACUAUGCUUCGUCAUUGAAUGUUCCUGGAAAGUAUCAAGUGGAAUCAUUUCCAUUUUUGAAGCACCUUCCGGAUGUACUGGCGCCAUGGAAAGUCGAGAUCAAGAAGCACGGGCAAGAAGAGGCAGCAGCUAAUAUGCAGUUAGUCGAUCUCGUCCGUUCUGACAUUGCGCGCGCAAACACACGCGGUGACGAGAUUCCGGAAUCGCUUUGCAAGUUGCUCCUGGAGUUGCGUGAAAAAGAGAAUCUUCUUUCCGACCGCGACUUUUCCUAUAUCCCAGCAUCAUUGUUUGGCGCUGGCUCUGAUACGACCGCAUCAACAUUAUGUUCAGCUUUUCUGGGACUUGUUACGCAUCCGGAGACUCUGCGCGCUGCACACGAAGAGCUGGACAGCGUCAUUGGACUAGAUCGAACACCCACUUUCGAAGACGAAAUACGGCUCCCAUACAUCCGCGCUCUAGCUAAAGAGGUCCUUCGUUGGCGGCCUGUCGCUGUCCUUGGAGGAACUCCUCAUGCAUCAACAGAAGAUGAUCACUACGAAGGCUACUAUAUCCCCGCCGGGACAACAGUUCUUGGUAACUCUUGGGCCAUCAACCUCAACGAAGAGUAUUACCCUAAUCCACACCACUUCAACCCUGAGCGCUUCCUCGACACUGCACUCUCAGAGAAAGCAAAGAAUCCUACCCCACAAACUGGCAAAGCGCACCCCGCAAAGGCUGGCCACUCGUCGUUCGGGUGGGGACGACGCAUCUGUCCAGGUGCGGACUUGGCAGCGAACAGCCUGUUCAUCGCGCUGGCGAAGAUCCUGUGGGCAUUCGAUAUCGCUCCGCUCAAAGGCGUACGAUACGAUACCUUUGCAUAUACUGAAGGAUUCAAUAUUCGACCGAGAAAGUUUGAAUGUGAAAUCCGAAUAAGAAGCCAGGCGCACGAGAAUGUACUGAAAAGGGAGCUUGCUGAUGCAGAGAGGGUCUUGGAGCGAUUCACGCCUUUCGGAGAGUAG